Molecule: messenger RNA, 536 nt
Organism: Durusdinium trenchii
Lineage: Eukaryota; Dinophyceae; Suessiales; Symbiodiniaceae
Source: the annotation of a GenBank genome assembly
GGCUCAAAGGAAUUGCCCUUUCCAUCGCUGCUCCCAUAGUUCCUAGCAGGUCAGCUAGAGAAAAGGUGCCGCCAUGCCAACUCCUGCGGACAAGAAGAAGAUCGUGAAGAAGCGCACGAAGAAGUUCACACGCUUUCAAGCUGAUCGCUUCAAGCGGAUGAACCCAGCUUGGCGUAAGCCUCGCGGCAUUGAUGGCCGCGUGCGCCGUCGCUUCAAGGGCUCCACCCUCAUGCCAAAGAUUGGUUAUGGCUCCGACAAGAAAACGCGCUUUCGUUUGAAGAAUGGCUUCUACAAAUUUGUGGUGCGUUGCCCAGCAGAUCUUGAGAUGUUGCUGAUGCACAAUGAGAAGUAUGCCGUGGAGGUUGCACACAACAUUGGUGCCAAGAAGCGCAAGGAGAUUGUGGAGAGAGCAGACCAGCUGAGACUGUAUGUCACCAAUCGCAAUGCUCGUCUUCGAACUGAGGAGCAAGAUUAGACUCCUCGAUGGGAUGGGAUUUCAUGGGACGGAUGCGAUGGGACGGAUGCGAUGGGGCAGA